AACGGCAUAAAUACGGGCCCUAGCUUGUUUCUUUUGAUCAGUCAUACGACACAGCGUCCUAUCUUACGGGUCCUGUUAGCUAGCUGUUUGACAUUCAGCAGCUGAGGAGGGACUGACAGAUUUCCAGCGCACUUUAAUGGUUUUUUAGAGACACUGGACUUUGUGUAUUCAAUCAGCAAAAGCAUGAAUUUCAUCAGAUCCCGCCUUUCCAUCGGCAGCCUCCUCGGUCAGAGGAGACAUGUCAUUCAGACAUGGAGCCACAGAGGGAUGUGCAAUAAACUGCAGGCUACCAAAGCGGAGGCCUCACCUGCAGCACCAGCACAUGGUAGGGUUUGAACAGCAGAUAAGCUGCCCACCCCUUUGUCUCAUCUGUACAACCCCAAAAAAGCCACGUCCUGCAUUCAGAGUCCCAGGCUACAGGCCCUCAGAUAUGGACAAGAAGAUGCUGAUCUGGUCAGGGCGCUUCAAGUCAGCAGACCAGAUACCAGAGACUGUGUCGUUUGAGAUGAUUGACGCUGCCAGAAACAAAAUCAGAGUAAAGGCUGCCUACGUGAUGAUGGCUGCCACGAUAGGAGCCUGUAUGAUUAUGGUGUUCAUGGGCAAAAGGGCUCUUGCCAGGAAUGAGACCCUGACGGCACUAAACAUCGAGAAGAAAGCCAGAUGGAGGGAAGAACUCAAGAAACCAAGUGACAGUGCUGUUGCCCUGUCUGACAAGGCUCAGUGAUGGAAGAUGAUUCGUUCAGACACGCUCAUGAUUUAUUCUCAAACCCAAGCCAAUAGCGUCUCACUUUCUGUGUAUACCACAACUUCUCCAGUCCCACCGUUUGGAGGUGUAGUGCAACCAAAAAAAUAUCAGCAGUAAAUUCUGAGUAGUGCUUUUGCAACUAGGAAAUUGGCCUUAACAAUAGUUUGAAAUAAUUUAGUACCUAAUGCAAAAUGUAUCUACUUAGUGAAUGUAUAUAAAUAACAGGGUUAUAAAGUGGCACUUGAUUAAUGGCACAAACCAUUAUUUUGGUAGUGCCAUUUGGUUGUCUCAGACCAGUGGAGGGUUUACUAUUGCUGCAAUGUGCAUUUAUGCCUUGUGAAAACAUUCUUUCCCCUUUUUGUGGAACAUUAAGUAGCUGAUUGGAUGUGACUUGUUCACCUGUGCAGUGGGCCCCUCUAACUGGGCUUCUUAUUUCAUGGCCACUAUGAUGUGCCAUCUGUGUUUGUAUGUGGUGAGCACCAAAACUAGUGCAAUAAAGCAGUUCUUCUAUAAAAA
Molecule: messenger RNA, 1261 nt
Organism: Oreochromis niloticus (Nile tilapia)
Lineage: Eukaryota; Metazoa; Chordata; Actinopteri; Cichliformes; Cichlidae
Gene: fam162a
Product: family with sequence similarity 162 member A
Exons: 5
Coding region: 239-724 (161 amino acids)
Biological process (GO): neuron apoptotic process; positive regulation of release of cytochrome c from mitochondria; cellular response to hypoxia
Cellular component (GO): mitochondrion
Source: RefSeq, a predicted model, not a curated record